CAAACAGUCCGACCUCACGCGCGCACCCAUCCACGAGGAGCUGGUAUUGAAUCUGUCAAUCUUGAAGCUUUCUGUUCGUAUGCAUAUGCCCGGAGGAUUACCUCGAAUAGGCGUCAAAUCAGAUCCAUCUCUGGAACACCGCUUCGCCAUCAUCACCGAUAUCAUGAAUUCGGUGCAUACAAACAUGAACCCCAUCACAUGCACGUAUCGUGCGAGUGCAUGAAUUCCUACAACAUCAAGCUCUCUCUCUCUUACGGUAUAGGCUCGAUGCUUCGUCUACGCUGCCAUCGAUAUCUUGCUGGCUAAAAAAGCCACGAUAGGCAUGAAACAACGGCUAAGGCAUGACGCGCCAUCGCGCCGUUUUCCCCCACAUCCACCUCCACCAGCCAGACAGACUUACACUCACCACUACGUAAAGCCCCUACGUAUGCCUAUCCAUUGACCUGUUCAAUCGCCCUCAACCAUGCCAUCUCCAGGCUUCGCUCUGCGUAUCUGGUCUCUCCGCUCGCUACCCAAGCAGUUAACGCAUGAAGUACAAGGAAGCACAUGACGGAUAGCAACGCAAGGGCGGAUUUCAUCCCUUUUCUCGACCGCACUCGAAAACGGCAACGAAUCAUGCGCUGACAUCCUUCUCCGUACCUGCGUCUUCCAACAGCCCCCAUCUCACGCCACGACUCUCCUCGCUAACUUUCAGCUUCGUGUACUCUAACCAGACGUCGACUGAGUCCUGUGUCAUAUUCCCACAGAACAGAACAGAUCAAAGCGCGCACAAUAAUCUUCCGUACCAUGCAUCUUCCAAUCAGCGACUGCUCUCCACCAGCAACUUUGAUGUUUCGAAUACUGUCUCGAGGCGUGCAUUCCGCGGCGGCGCGGGUUCAUCCACGACAUGCAAAAAGCCGUCAGCCUCACAUAUCCCGAAUACGGUAUCCAUACCAUUGGCUCUCCCCUAUUCCUGGCCCCAUUCCGCUCGACACCGCAUCCUCUCUCUCUCCACGGACAACCAGCUGCUCUGGCCCAACCAAAGCUCGAAUCCACCAUGUCAGCUCCCCCUGCACUAGCCCGGACUUUGGUGGUGGCUCGUGCCCAAUCGAUCGUUCCUUUUGUCGUCCGCCCGUAACUCACUCUCACCGCAACCGACUUUUUUUUCAUGUUUGUAAACUUUUAUCCUGUUUCUAGAAUCUUCUCAUCUUCGCUGUUCCUCUUCAUCCCCAUCUGUCUUCCUACGAGCCAGGAAUUGGGAUUGGGCUCCACCAUCUCUCCUCUACUCAGUGACACAAUAUGUGUGCCUUGACAACACUAUCGCUGCGUACAUACAUACUCGUUAACAGGCCAUUAGUGACCUCUUCCUCCCCCACUUCCCAACUACAGCUCCCGCUUGAUGUUCACAAAUGCAAUUGCGCCCCCCGUUGCCAGAUGCCGUUCCAGUCCAAUCUAGUCUCCCGCCCCUAGCAUCGCUACCACUACAAUCUCACUCCUAGCCCCGGGCUUGUCAAAAGCUUGUAGAUAAAACCCAGCUCGCCCGCCUUGUUCAACCUAAAAUAACGAGACGAAAAAUGAACCCGUUGGUAGGUUGGAAAGUCAUUAACAAUCUGUGGAACGUUGUUGUACAUCACCUUCGAUUUGGUGAUAUCGCUUCUAGUGAAUUCACAAUACCACUGACUAGUUUUACGGUCUGGGCACAGAGGAAACAACAUGCUCUAAACAUUGGUAUUUCUCUCGAAAAAAGCCGUCACAAUGCUGCACUGAUUUGUACUAUGCUCUGUAGAGACAAAACAUGCAUGAUGAGACAAGCAUGGAAGUUCAAGACUACGCUUCAGCCUUGUAGUGCGCACAUCUAGACAUGCCCGAUUAUAUCUCUUCUAGGUUUAUAGAGCUCGUUGCUGUUUUGCUGUUGCUGCUGAAGCAAGCGAUUAGUCGCGUUUGGAUUUGAGAACAUUCAAAAGUACAUAUGAGGAGACUUCUAAUUGCUGUUGCAACCUUUAAAUUACCGCAGUGUUCCGCGAUUAAUUGAUUGUACAAAUACAAAAGUAAGCACCGGUUUGAGAGAAGUAUUGCACAUUGUUACUGCAUGUAAUUUUUUAAUUAGGAAGGUGCGUGCCGGGUAUAUGUUGAUUGAGCUGUGAUUUUUAUUUUUCGCAGCAUCGAAUAACAUGUCAGAGUGAUGAUGGUUCGAAGAAUGCUCGUCAUAGUAAGAAUAGUAUAGAAGUGUUCGAAGACAUU
This is a messenger RNA of Periconia digitata, 2220 nucleotides long. The record is from the annotation of a GenBank genome assembly. Lineage: Eukaryota; Fungi; Ascomycota; Dothideomycetes; Pleosporales; Periconiaceae.